AUGGCACCCGUGAGGCGGGAGGCGGGAUGGGAAGGGGAGACGGUGUCACGCGAACAGUCUCCGGAGCGCAACGCGCUGCCGACCACGCAAGUUCCGGGAGCGGCGGUCGCGCCGUGGGGCGCGCUGCUGCUGCUGCUGCUGCUGGGCGCCCUGCUCUGCGCACACGGCCUAGCCAGCAGCCCUGAGUGUGCUUGUGGUCGGAGCCAUUUCACUUGUGCAGUGAGUGCCCUUGGCGAGUGUACCUGCAUCCCUGCCCAGUGGCAAUGUGAUGGAGAUAAUGACUGUGGGGACCACAGUGAUGAAGAUGGAUGUAUGCUGCCCACCUGUUCCCCUCUGGAUUUUCACUGUGACAAUGGCAAGUGCAUCCGCCGCUCCUGGGUGUGCGAUGGGGACAACGACUGUGAGGAUGACUCCGAUGAACAGGACUGUCCCCCCCGAGAGUGUGAGGAAGAUGAGUUCCCCUGCCAGAAUGGCUACUGUAUCCGGAGCUUGUGGCACUGUGACGGCGACAAUGACUGUGGGGACAACAGCGAUGAGCAGUGUGACAUGCGCAAGUGCUCAGACAAAGAAUUCCGCUGCCGUGAUGGGAGCUGCAUUGCUGAGCACUGGUACUGUGAUGGUGACACGGACUGCAAAGAUGGCUCAGAUGAGGAAAGCUGUCCCUCUGCAGUGCCUGCUCCCCCCUGCAACCUGGAGGAGUUCCAGUGUGCCUAUGGCCGCUGUAUCCUUGACAUCUACCACUGUGAUGGUGAUGAUGACUGUGGAGACUGGUCGGACGAGUCUGACUGCUCCUCCCACCAGCCCUGCCGCUCUGGGGAGUUCAUGUGUGACAGUGGCCUGUGCAUCAAUGCAGGCUGGCGCUGCGAUGGAGAUGCAGACUGUGAUGACCAGUCUGAUGAGCGCAACUGCACCACCUCAAUGUGCACAGCUGAACAGUUCCGCUGUCAGUCAGGCCGCUGUGUCCGCCUGUCCUGGCGCUGUGAUGGGGAGGAUGACUGUGCAGACAACAGCGAUGAAGAGAACUGCGAGAACACAGGAAGCCCCCAGUGUGCCUCUGACCAAUUCCUGUGUUGGAACGGGCGUUGCAUUGGGCAGAGGAAGCUGUGCAACGGGGUCAAUGACUGUGGUGACAACAGUGACGAAAGCCCACACCAGAACUGCCGGCCUCGGACGGGUGAAGAAAACUGUAGUGUUAACAACGGCGGCUGUGCCCAGAAGUGCCAGAUGGUUCGGGGGGCAGUGCAGUGUACCUGCCACACGGGCUACCGACUCACUGAGGAUGGGCGCACAUGCCAAGAUGUGAACGAAUGUGCUGAGGAGGGGUACUGCAGCCAGGGCUGCACCAACAGUGAAGGAGCCUUCCAGUGUUGGUGUGAAACAGGCUAUGAAUUACGACCUGACCGGCGCAGCUGUAAAGCUCUAGGGCCUGAACUUGUGCUUCUGUUUGCCAAUCGAAUCGACAUCCGGCAGGUGCUACCGCACCGCUCUGAGUACACCCUGCUGCUGAACAACCUGGAGAAUGCCAUUGCCCUGGACUUUCACCACCGGCGCGAGCUGGUCUUCUGGUCUGAUGUCACCCUGGACCGCAUCCUCCGUGCCAACCUCAACGGCAGCAAUGUGGAGGAGGUUGUGUCUACUGGACUAGAGAGCCCAGGAGGCCUGGCUGUGGAUUGGGUCCAUGACAAACUCUACUGGACUGACUCCGGGACAUCCAGGAUUGAGGUGGCCAACCUGGAUGGGGCCCACCGGAAGGUACUGCUGUGGCAGAACCUGGAGAAGCCCCGGGCCAUUGCGCUGCACCCCAUGGAGGGAACCAUUUAUUGGACAGACUGGGGCAACACCCCUCGCAUUGAGGCUUCUAGCAUGGAUGGCUCUGGACGGCACAUCAUUGCAGAUACCCAUCUCUUCUGGCCCAAUGGCCUUACCAUUGACUACGCGGGGCGUCGCAUGUACUGGGUAGAUGCUAAGCACCACGUCAUUGAGAGGGCCAAUCUGGAUGGGAGUCACCGCAAGGCUGUCAUUAGCCAGGGCCUCCCACAUCCCUUCGCCAUCACAGUGUUUGAAGACAGCUUGUAUUGGACAGACUGGCACACCAAGAGCAUCAAUAGUGCCAACAAGUUUACUGGAAAGAAUCAGGAAAUCAUUCGCAACAAGCUCCACUUCCCCAUGGACAUUCAUACCUUGCACCCCCAGCGCCAGCCUGCAGGAAAAAACCGUUGUGGGGACAAUAAUGGAGGCUGCACCCACCUGUGUCUGCCAAGUGGCCAGAACUACACCUGUGCCUGCCCUACUGGCUUCCGAAAGAUCAACAGCCAUGCCUGUGCCCAGAGUCUUGACAAGUUCCUGCUUUUUGCCCGAAGGAUGGACAUCCGUCGGAUCAGCUUUGACACAGAGGACCUGUCCGAUGAUGUCAUCCCACUGGCUGACGUGCGCAGUGCUGUGGCCCUUGACUGGGACUCCCGGGAUGACCACGUGUACUGGACAGAUGUCAGCACUGAUACCAUCAGCAGGGCCAAGUGGGAUGGAACAGGACAGGAGGUGGUAGUGGAUACCAGUUUAGAGAGCCCCGCAGGCCUGGCAAUUGAUUGGGUCACCAACAAGCUGUACUGGACAGAUGCAGGUACAGACCGGAUCGAAGUGGCCAACACUGAUGGCAGCAUGAGGACAGUACUCAUCUGGGAGAACCUUGAUCGGCCUCGAGAUAUUGUGGUGGAACCCAUGGGCGGGUACAUGUAUUGGACUGACUGGGGUGCAAGUCCCAAGAUUGAGAGAGCUGGCAUGGAUGCCUCUGCCCGCCAAGUCAUCAUCUCUUCUAAUCUGACCUGGCCUAAUGGAUUAGCUAUUGACUAUGGGUCCCAACGGCUAUACUGGGCUGAUGCUGGCAUGAAGACAAUUGAAUUUGCUGGAUUGGAUGGCAGCAAGAGGAAGGUACUGAUUGGAAGCCAGCUCCCCCACCCUUUUGGGCUGACCCUCUAUGGAGAACGCAUCUAUUGGACUGACUGGCAGACUAAGAGUAUACAGAGUGCUGACCGGCUGACAGGCCUAGAUAGGGAAACGCUGCAGGAGAACCUGGAGAAUCUCAUGGACAUCCAUGUCUUCCAUCGCCAGCGGCCACCAGUGACCACACCAUGUGCUAUGGAGAAUGGCGGCUGCAGCCACUUGUGUCUUCGGUCUCCAAAUCCAAGUGGCUUCAGCUGUACCUGCCCCACAGGCAUCAACCUGCUACCUGGUGGGAAGACCUGUUCACCAGGCAUGAACAGUUUCCUCAUCUUCGCCAGGAGGAUAGAUGUACGCAUGGUCUCCCUGGACAUCCCUUAUUUUGCUGAUGUGGUGCUACCCAUCAAUGUGACUAUGAAGAAUACCAUUGCCAUUGGAGUGGACCCUCAGGAAGGAAAAGUAUACUGGUCUGAUAGCACACUACACAGGAUCAGCCGUGCUAGUCUAGAUGGCUCACAGCAUGAAGACAUCAUCACUACAGGGCUGCAGACCACAGAUGGGCUCGCAGUAGAUGCCAUUGGCCGGAAAGUAUACUGGACAGACACGGGAACAAACCGGAUUGAAGUGGGCAACCUGGAUGGGUCCAUGCGCAAAGUGUUGGUGUGGCAGAACCUUGACAGUCCCCGGGCCAUUGUUCUAUACCACGAGAUGGGGUUUAUGUACUGGACAGACUGGGGGGAGAACGCCAAGUUAGAGCGGUCUGGAAUGGAUGGUUCAGACCGCACGGUGCUCAUCAACAACAACCUCGGGUGGCCCAAUGGUCUGACUGUAGACAAGGCCAGCUCCCAGCUGCUGUGGGCUGAUGCCCACACUGAGCGAAUUGAGGCUGCUGACCUGAAUGGUGCCAAUCGGCAUACAUUAGUGUCACCAGUGCAACACCCGUAUGGCCUUACCCUACUUGACUCCUACAUCUACUGGACUGACUGGCAGACUCGUAGCAUCCAUCGUGCUGACAAGGGUACUGGUAGCAAUGUCAUCCUGGUGAGGUCUAACCUGCCAGGCCUCAUGGAUAUCCAGGCUGUGGAUCGGACACAGCCCCUAGGUUUUAAUAAGUGUGGCCUGAGAAAUGGCGGCUGCUCUCAUCUCUGCUUGCCUCGGCCCUCUGGUUUCUCCUGCGCCUGCCCCACUGGAAUCCAACUGAAGGGAGAUGGGAAGACCUGUGAUCACUCUCCUGAGACCUACUUGCUCUUCUCCAGCCGAGGAUCCAUCCGACGUAUCUCAUUGGACACUAGUGACCACACAGAUGUGCAUGUCCCUGUCCCUGAGCUCAACAAUGUCAUCUCCCUGGACUAUGACAGUGUGGAUGGAAAAGUCUACUAUACAGAUGUGUUCCUGGAUGUUAUCAGGCGAGCAGACCUGAAUGGCAGCAACAUGGAGACAGUGAUCGGACGUGGGCUGAAGACCACUGAUGGUCUGGCAGUGGACUGGGUGGCCAGGAACUUGUAUUGGACAGACACAGGCAGAAAUACCAUUGAAGCAUCACGGCUGGAUGGUUCCUGUCGCAAAGUGCUGAUCAACAACAGCUUGGAUGAGCCCCGGGCCAUUGCUGUUUUCCCUAGGAAGGGGUACCUCUUCUGGACAGACUGGGGUCACAUUGCCAAGAUUGAACGGGCAAAUCUGGAUGGUUCUGAGAGGAAGGUCCUCAUCAACACAGACCUAGGUUGGCCUAAUGGCCUUACCUUGGACUAUGAUACUCGCAGAAUCUACUGGGUAGAUGCACACCUGGACCGGAUCGAGAGUGCUGACCUCAAUGGGAAACUGCGGCAGGUCUUGGUCAGCCAUGUGUCCCAUCCCUUUGCUCUCACACAGCAGGACAGGUGGAUCUACUGGACAGACUGGCAGACCAAGUCCAUCCAGCGUGUUGACAAGUACUCAGGCCGCAACAAGGAGACAGUAUUGGCAAAUGUGGAAGGGCUCAUGGAUAUCAUCGUGGUUUCCCCUCAGCGGCAGACAGGGACCAAUGCCUGUGGUGUGAACAAUGGUGGUUGUACCCACCUCUGCUUUGCCAGAGCCUUGGAUUUUGUGUGUGCCUGUCCUGAUGAGCCAGACAGCCGACCCUGUUCCCUUGUACCCGGCCUGGUGCCCCCAGCCCCCAGAGCUACCAGCAUGAGUGAAAAGAGCCCAGUGUUACCCAAUACAUUGCCCACCACCUUGCAUUCUUCUACCAUUAGGACCCGCACAUCUCUGGAAGAGGUGGGAGGAAGGUGCUCAGAUAGGGAUGCCCUGCUGGGCCUCUGUGUACAUUCCAAUGAAGCCAUACCUGCUGCCCCAGGUGAAGGACUUCAUAUCAGCUAUGCCAUUGGUGGAUUGCUCAGUAUUCUGCUGAUUUUGGUGGUUAUUGCAGCUUUGAUGCUAUAUAGACACAAAAAAUCCAAAUUUACUGAUCCUGGAAUGGAGAACCUGACUUACAGCAACCCUUCCUACCGAACUUCCACUCAGGAAGUAAAAAUUGAAGCUAUCCCUAAACCAGCCAUGUACAAUCAACUGUGUUAUAAAAAAGAGGGUGGGCCUGACCACAACUAUACCAAGGAGAAGAUCAAGAUUGUGGAGGGAAUCUGCCUUCUGUCUGGGGAUGAUGCAGAGUGGGAUGACCUUAAGCAGCUGCGAAGCUCUCGGGGGGGCCUUCUGCGAGACCAUGUAUGCAUGAAGACAGACACAGUGUCCAUCCAGGCCAGUUCUGGCUCCCUGGAUGACACGGAGAGAGAGCAGCUGCUACAGGAAGAGCAAUCAGAGUGUAGCAGCGUCCACACUGCAGCCACUCCAGAAAGACGGGGCUCUCUGCCAGACACAGGCUGGAAACAUGAACGCAAGCUCUCCUCAGAGAGCCAGGUCUAAAUGUCCCUGCCUGCCUGUUUCUUCUUCCCUAUGGACUUCCGGUCCCUGCGCUCGCUUAUACAGCAGGCCCCCUUUCCAUGUGCUCAUCUUCCUCCUCCCAUCCCAAAAUUGCUCCCAAGACAUCCACGGGAGCUCUUUUUCCAUCUGAGUCCAUAUCAAUACGGGCACAAGAAAUGAGGGCACAUCUCAAGAAUGUAGACUGGAUUUUUACCACCAACUCACCUCUUUCACUCCAUCUUGUGCCCCCAGAGACUGGGAUCAGUGUAGAGCCCACCUCCCCUUCCCCUGGUACCCUUGGUGUCUGCCCCACAGCCCUGAUGCAGCCGAUGAUGCAGGGCUGCACUCUUCUGCCAUUACAGCUGACAUAAUGGCUUUUCUGAGAACUGGACCACCAGGGGCUGGGGCACACGGUCAUGGGUAACGAGAAAGGUAAUGGAUGAAGCCUGAGAGAAAAUGGAAGAGUCCACCCAGCUGGUCUGGGUAUCUAGAAAACCUCCAGCCUCGUGGGUUGAUAAUAUGAAAAAGCUUUUGGGGGCUCUUGGGUCUGGGUGUACUGUCCAUUGCUGGCAGUGGACAUUAUUUUUCACUUUGCAGAUAUAGGUGAGAUGUGGGUGUGGCUCAAGCUAUUGUUCUUCCUGCUGGAAUAUCUGGAGCCAUUUCUAGCUUUGAUGACUAGAAGCCCUAUCCUAUGGCUAUUUACUUAUAGGAAUUUCUUCCUGGUGCCACCACCAGUCAGUACUUUUUCAAAGCCUUUAAGUAAACAGGCUAUGAGCCAGUGGCUUCAGUGAAUAAUGAGCUUUGGAGACUGAGCCUCCAAAAUAUCUAAGGAACUCUUCUUAGACCAAACACAGCAUCCCACCCAAACUUCAUUGUUCUGCCAAUCUCCCCCCACCCCUGCCCCCAUUCUCUGGGACUCUGAGGGAAGUGAUCCAAGAAAGUCCUGAAGUUUUCAUAAAUGGUCAAAAAGAACAAUUAGAGAUAGGGGAUACCCAGGGACUCAAGUAUCAUGAAGUUGAAACUCCUAUGUUCUUUCUCAGGUGAGCUCUUAUGCCAACUCUUUUCCUGGCCAUAAGUGACUUCUUUCUGACACUGAGAUGCCACCAAUUGGUUCAUGCUUACAAGAGCAGAGGUCUCAGGCAUUUAUCAGUGGAGCUGAGACUUCUUGUUGUCCUAAAAUGUUUCCCUGGCUCUGUUUCCACUUUAGGGAGGGCUCAAUUUACUUCUGACCUAACCUUGUGACAUCAGCAGUCUCUAAAGUGGUGGGGUGAGUAAGUAGAAAGGUAGAAAGAACCAUGGAUGAACCCUCCCAGCCCAGGGAAAGUUCUUUUCUAUCCAGGAAUUAGAAGUGGCAGGAGAGAUGACACAGGCCUGUGAAUGGAGGAGAGGAUUUCUAAGAGAAACUUCUUGAAGACUCUCCCAUGGUUAUUUGUAUUGAGGGCUCAGCAAUCAAAAGGGGUAUGAGUGAAAAAGAUGAUCAAAUAUCUUUUGGUCAGUUCUAAGACCACUAGAGACGGAUGUGAAGCUUUUAGCCCUACUGUCAGCCCCCAGUACCAACUAAAUCAGGCCAAGAAGACUUUUUCUGUGCACCAAGUUGGGAACAUGGGAAUGCCAAUUCUGGAAGGAAAUGGUAACAUUUUACCUUUGAAGAGGCACUAAAAGAGUUCUUAGAUUCAUGGUUGGGGAGGAGGAAAAAAAAGAGUGGCAUUUUCUUGAUUGGAAGGGUGGAAGAAUUUUUUGCACUUGGGCUGUUCAGAAUGUAGAAAGGACAUAUUUGAGGAAAUAUCUAUUUGAGCACUGAUUUACUCUGUAAAAAAAGCAAAAUCUCUCUGUCCUAAACUAAUGGAAGUGAUCCUCCCAUGUUCAUGUGUAAUGGUUUUAACGUUACUCACUUGGAGAGAUUGGACUUUCUGAAGUUAUUUAACCACUAUGUUCAG
This is a messenger RNA of Dipodomys ordii (Ord's kangaroo rat), 7766 nucleotides long. It is a transcript of the gene Lrp4, whose product is annotated as low density lipoprotein receptor-related protein 4. NCBI's taxonomy places the organism in Eukaryota, Metazoa, Chordata, Mammalia, Rodentia, Heteromyidae. The coding region runs from base 1 to 5832 and encodes 1943 amino acids. The transcript has 39 exons. Gene Ontology annotation, molecular function: calcium ion binding; protein binding. The record is from RefSeq and is a predicted model, not a curated record.